AUGUCGGUGGGAUUCUCUCUUGUUGGAAAUGUCGACACCGUGGUGAGCUCCAACUCCUCCUGUAGCGUCAUCAGGUGUGAGAACUACUGCCCCUUCGGGAGAUACGCCCGGAAUGGGUGUGUCACCUGCCAGUGUCGAACAGAGUACGACAAACGUUGUGGGCCAGUAUGCAGGAACUGGUGUUCCUCGGGUCGCGUCUACAACGGUGACGGCUGUGCAACGUGCUCCUGCUUCAUGCCUUCAUGUCCUCGGCGUUUAUGCAGCAACAAGUGCGACAGGGGCUACGUCAAUGACGAAAACGGAUGCCCGACUUGCACGUGUGUCGGAAAUUAUGUCCGGCCGGCCGGAUGCCCAGUGGUCAGCUGCGAGUUGUACUGUGAAUAUGGCUUCAAGAACGGAAGUGACCGUUGCCCUGUCUGUGAAUGCGCUUACAGGACCCCCAUCUUCUGCCCACGUGACUUCUGUGACCUUGACUGCCCCGAUGGUUUCGUGACCAACAAGGAUGGCUGCGAGUUGUGCCAAUGUCUAGGUCAGUGA
Haliotis rubra (blacklip abalone) is the source of this 537-nucleotide messenger RNA. Its product is annotated as BPTI/Kunitz domain-containing protein 4-like. The transcript is spliced from 6 exons. The record is from RefSeq and is a predicted model, not a curated record. The coding region runs from base 1 to 537 and encodes 178 amino acids. Gene Ontology annotation, molecular function: serine-type endopeptidase inhibitor activity. NCBI's taxonomy places the organism in Eukaryota, Metazoa, Mollusca, Gastropoda, Lepetellida, Haliotidae.